AUGCCACCCAAGACAGGGAGAGGCAGGGGGAAGAGGCUGGCUGGUAAAUACAGAACUCAGAAGAGGAAAGCAGAGGAAACUGAGGAUUUAGAGGUCCAAGAAGACAGCACUGAGUCUCCAACCAGAGAGAGAAGGAGGAAAUCCAAGAAAGAUGUCAGUCCUUGUCCAAGUAAAACUCCAGAGCGGUCUCCAGAGGGUUCCAGAUCUCCUCAGCAGUCUGAAAGGUCUCCUCAGCAGUAUAGGAGGUCUCCUCAGCAGUCGCAAGAGUCUCGGCAGCAUUCACCUUCUCCCCAUCCUCCUCGUAACAGACAGCCCGAAUCCUCGGAUGAUGAAGAUGAGUCAGCUUCCCCCACCCUCCCUGCAGGCAAGUCCAAGUCCAAGCCUCAAGUGGGCAAGGGCAAGGGCGACAAAGGGAAAGGCAAGGCCCAGAAUGAGAACCCACCCCCUGGUGCACCAUACAGCUUCACAGAGGCGCAGGAGGAGGCAAUCGCUCGCUGGGUGGAGAGUAAGAAGCUACUGUAUGACAUGAAGGACAAACAGUACAAAGACAAGGCAUUAAGGAGAUGA
Messenger RNA from Gigantopelta aegis, 567 nucleotides. Its product is annotated as pre-mRNA-splicing factor 38A-like. Bases 1 to 567 code for a protein of 188 amino acids. NCBI's taxonomy places the organism in Eukaryota, Metazoa, Mollusca, Gastropoda, Neomphalida, Peltospiridae. The transcript has 3 exons. The record is from RefSeq and is a predicted model, not a curated record.